UUUGACAGUUUGACAAAACGAAAAUAAUUUUACGACAUCAAUAUUAUUAAUACGCAGUUGUAUUUUUAAAUAAAUCAAAAUGAGUGUACGUGAGGAAGACAGGCAGAAAAAUAGCUGCCCAAGUCGUGGUUUAGGCAUCGCUGCUGCGGCCAUCGGGGUUGGAGUUGGAGCAGCUUUAUAUUAUUUCUUUAACAAACGCCAGGAAACACCAAAUUCUGAAGGCUCCACCAGCGAUUGGCAAUGUGAACAACCUCAGACCUUAUGA
Messenger RNA from Spodoptera littoralis (African cotton leafworm), 265 nucleotides. NCBI's taxonomy places the organism in Eukaryota, Metazoa, Arthropoda, Insecta, Lepidoptera, Noctuidae. The record is from the annotation of a GenBank genome assembly.